Messenger RNA from Thyridium curvatum, 1218 nucleotides. RefSeq lists its product as uncharacterized. Bases 1 to 1218 code for a protein of 405 amino acids. Lineage: Eukaryota; Fungi; Ascomycota; Sordariomycetes; Thyridiales; Thyridiaceae. The transcript has 7 exons. The record is from RefSeq and is a predicted model, not a curated record.
AUGGAGGUCGUGAAUCGCAGCCUCCCGGUGCUAGUCGCCAACGGCGUCUUGAUUGCCAUGUUGGCCAUCUUCCUGGGCAUGAGGAUUUGGGUGCGCUUCGGCCUCUUGAGGCAAUUCGAUUGGGACGAUGCCUUCGUUCUCGCAAGCGCAUUCUUCACCUUUGCCGUGCUUUCGUGCAUGAUGGCAUCCACCAAGUUUGGCCUCGGAAGACACCGCAAAGACAUCCCGGACGCCGAAUGGGAUACCUAUGUCAAGCUGAACCUGGUUGUCUCCUGCAGUUAUAUUUGCGGAUUCGUCCUGGCCAAGAUGUCGUUCGCGUACUUGUACCUGAAGGUGCUUCCGGAACGCAAGUACCAAAGGCUCAACAAGUUCAUGCUCUGCUUCUUGACCGCGCAGUGGAUCGAGGAGAUCUGCGUCGUGCUCUUUGAGUGCAAGCCAAUCAACAAGCUGUGGUCCCCUUUCAUAGAUGGAAAGUGCUUGGACUUGACUUAUUUCUUUUACGCUGUGUUUGGCGUCAAGCUCGUAACGGACCUCAUUCUCUUCAUCGAACCUAUCCCGACAAUGUGGAAACUUCAGCUUCCGUUGGCCAAACGAGUCGGCCUCAUUGCUAUGCUGUCCAUCGGUCUCUUUGUCUGCAUCAUUUCGAUCAUACGUGUCACCUACCUCAGCUACAACAAGGGCGAUCCGUCAUUUACCGGCGUGGAUGCUCAGAUCUGGUCCAGUGUCGAGGUUACAGCAUUGCUCAUCUGCUCCUGCAUCCCCUCGUUCCGUCCCGCCAUCAAGAAGUUCCCCGCGCUCAACCGUGCCCUGGGCCUCUCCUCGGAUCACAGCUCGAACCCCUACUACGGCGGCAAGACGGGCUCUGGAGGCGUGUCCAUCGCCCUUGCAAGCAGGCAUAAGGACAAAUAUCUCCAGUCCCAGAAGACGAGCAACCAGAGCCGCGUGCGCUCCAACCACUUUGGCAUCACGAGCACAGCCGCGCCCAAGGUUCUUUCGAGCAGCGCGGCCAGCACCGACGAGAUCUUCCCGCACGACGUGGACAAGCACGGGGGCAUCCUCGUCACCCGCGACAUCCAGAUGGGCGUCGAGGACAGGCGAGACAACGAAGCGGUCGAAGACUCUGCUUCUCAGCUCAGCGAUGACUCGGUCACGAGGCCCGGGAAGGCCAAAGUGGGUGGCAAGGCUGGUGGGAAUAUGAGCUGGCUCGCUUCCCAGUAG